AUGAGAGAUAUUUAUGCAAUACUAUUUUUCUCAGUUACUAAUCUUUUAACUCUCUAUGAAAACGGAUGCAUGGCAGAAGCAUUAGCCUUUUUGCCAUUUACAUGCUGGCUAGAAGCACAACUCAAUCCAGCAAUUGAUUUAAAUUCUCGAUUAUGGCUUCUUCGAACAGCAUUUGAUUUAACUGUUCGUUUUUAUAAACUAACAAAAACUGAUGGAUGGCUUCCAGAAAUCAAAAUGACUGGAAGAGGAAAACCACAUUUUGUGACAAUUAUUCAGGAAGCUCACUUCCAGAGACUAAUUGGAUCCCUCUUCACGACAAUUAAUCUUUUGGUAACUGAAGCUGUUACCGAAAGAAUUCCGUCAUUUGGUUUGGAUCGACUUGGAACUCAUCCGUUGGAGAAUUUCAACGGAUAUAUUAGAGUUAACUCACUCCAUAAAGAUUACUGUAGAGAUGUCGUUAGUCUUAUUGCUAGAGCUCACAUUAUGAAGAAAUUCGAAAUUGAACUUGGCAAAGUCUUAAAGAUUAGAGGAAGAUACAACACUGGAGGAGUCCAUUUAAACGAUUGUUUCAAUUUGUUUGAACCUCCAGAAUGUACUUCAGAAGAAUUUCUUAAUUCUUUUGUGGCAGAAGCACAAAUUGAUGACGCCGUAUUAAUUACUUCACCACCACAAUCACAGCAACCAUUGUUUGCUGCAAUAGAAUGGUUUUCUAUUACAAAUGCGCAACAAUUAAAAGCUGAAUAUCAGCUUUUAAGAUUGAAAAUACCAAGAAAACUUGCUAAUAGUGAAAUAUAUACAAGAAAUAUUCAAACGAAUAAGUAG
Messenger RNA from Trichomonas vaginalis G3, 822 nucleotides. RefSeq lists its product as uncharacterized. NCBI's taxonomy places the organism in Eukaryota, Parabasalia, Trichomonadida, Trichomonadidae. The record is from RefSeq and is a predicted model, not a curated record. The transcript has a single exon. Bases 1 to 822 code for a protein of 273 amino acids.